Leptosia nina is the source of this 876-nucleotide messenger RNA. The record is from the annotation of a GenBank genome assembly. NCBI's taxonomy places the organism in Eukaryota, Metazoa, Arthropoda, Insecta, Lepidoptera, Pieridae.
AUGGAACCGAUGACUUUAGGCAGUCCUACUCAUUCCCCGUCGGGAAGCCCGAACGUGGGAUAUCUACCACCAUUUCUGUUAGGAGAAAUAAAUCCACCAACUACGCCCCGAACGAAUAGUUUAUCUCCAACAAAGGGAAGAAGUCUUGCUUUUGGUUCCCCUACUAGUCCAACGCAAACAUCGACACCGGACCAAAAAAUCUAUCGCCAAAGUCUAUCGAUGCACCAGCAAGCUUUAUAUAACCAACAAAACGUAUUUUCAAACAUACCCACGUCACCAAACGUUUCAUUUUCAACAAAACCUAGUGGACCACCAAUUGAAGAUUUAUUUGACACUAUAAAAAGCAAUGAACCUUCAAUAAACAAGUCAUUGUUCCAAGAAAAUAGCUUUUUGGGCUAUGGAAACAGCAAUUCUCUCUUGCAGAACUCAUAUGCAAACAAUGUGUCUGUAAAUAACCAUUCUUUGACAACACAAUGGCAAGAUGGCUGUCAGGAACAAGAUGAAUAUUGGAUCACAGUGUUUGGUUUUCCUCCCAAUGCCGCUAACACAGUACUUGCAAGAUUUAGCAAUUGUGGAGCUAUACUUGACAAACAGUAUCCAACACAGGGUAACUGGGCACACAUUAAAUAUGCUACUCGGGCCGAAAAAGAACGGUCACUAGCAUUAAAUGGCAGGCAGAUAUUACCGGGAGUCAUGGUUGGAGUUGUGGAGUGCAGAGAUCCACCAAGAUUUAGCUCUCCGAGCCCUGGAAUGCUCCCUGAAAGGCAAACGACACAAGCACGUUCUCUAUGUCCGACGCCACUUCCUCAAGCUCCUGUACCUCAGAGAUCAAGUGGACUUAUUUCUAAAGCCUUAGAUUAUGUGCUGAGUUGGUGA